GGGGUUAAACCAUAGCAGUCCUUUUUUGGCACUCGAUGGGGGGCACAAGGUGUUGAGAUAAGGACAGAUUUCACCAGAGUGUGUCAAAACAAAUUUGUUGUAAGCAUUCAUUAUAUUGGUUUAAUAGUCACUGGUCACAAUGUUGAUUUAUUUGCUCUUAAGAGUUGUUGCACUUGUUUCAUAGCAUGACUCUUAAGAACAACUUACUUGCUGUAUGUUCUUUGUUGUGAUAUUUAUCAUUUCUGAGGGCUGGAUUAAGGCUGUCAUUUUCUUGUACUUUGUAACACUGGUUCAUGAUGAAAUUGCUGGUUGUGAGACUAAUCUGGUAUUUGUACUUCAGCAUUGCCACCACCUCUGUACUUCGGGAGCCAUCUAUUGGAAACUAUUAAUAAUUACGCCUUUUACCUUUCCUCCUUGGAAAGCCAGCCUCUGGAGGAGACAUCUUCCCACAUCUUCCCCUUCCCCACCAGGCUAUUUACAGUACCAUUUGAAAAUUUUGGAUAUCCUUGGGAUGCUGGAACUAGCAUGGUCAUAUUGCCAGGAACCGGCACGUUGCUGAAUGUGUUCCAGGUCUUGUUUAGGGUUAAACAACUAUUUAAGAAUACCACCCAGAGAUCUGCUCUGAGGCUGGAUAGUUAUGAGUGGCAGGGUGUGUGGGAUGCUAGGACAGUGCACGCUUCCAGUGUUUUGGAACUUCACCCCUGAACAAGUGCAGAAUCUGAAAAAACUGGUCAAAUGUUUGGAAGUAUGCUGUCGGCCUGGCGAUUCCAGAGAGACAUGGGUCACUGCAAUGUGCUGGGGCCUGGCCUGUGCCUACCGAGUCCUGUUCAACACUAUUCAGUACCCUCAAGGGGAAAAGAAGAUCCCUGGUUCUGAUGACAGAACAGGCACUGCAGCUGAACCAGAGGACCAAGCUGUGCUGGUACCGGUUGCCCCUGUAUACAAGAAGCAAUGGACAUGAAAUUCAGCUUGUUUAGUAAAGGAGGACAAAGCAGGGCCACCACAACAGCAGGAGGAAGAAGGAGAACAAGAGGUAACAACUCAAUACCUAUCCCUGAGUGAACUGUGGGAUAUGUGGAAAAGAUUUCAGCCAUCGUCCAGAUAAGCACAUUAUCACCUAGCUGAUCCGAUGCUGGAAUAAUGGGGCCAGUAGCCUGGAAUUCAGAGGGUAGGAAGCCAAGCAGAUGGGACUGCUUUCUAGGGAAGGGGGCACUGAAAAGGCAGUUGGAAGAGGGACAAAGUUCUCUGCCUCUGGAGGCAACUGCUAUGAAGCAUGAAGGAAACUUACUCCUUCAAGGCAGAUGUUAUAUGUCACCCAGGCAUGUGGACCACUGUGGAAAGAGGUAUCCAGUAUCUAAAAGAGUUAGCUGUGCUAGAGAUGUUUUAUUAUGACCUGAACAACACACAGUCACCCACAGAUCCAGUCAAAAUCUAAUGCACACAACCCAUGUGGUGGAAAUUUUUCUGGCGUACACCAUCAUCGUAUGCCAACUCAUUGGCAGUAAUGACCUGGAGAGGCAGAGCAGUGGAUGAAGUGGCUCACCAACUCUGGCAAUACAAAGAAAAUCUCUCUUCCUCCUUACAGACGUGCAUCUCAGCUGUGGAAAAUGUAUCUGAAAAGUGGGAAAAACCAUUCUGGGAGUUCUGGCAACAAAAGAAGAUGGGUCCUACUCACCACCUGUACAGACGGUGGGAAAGUGUAAUGGAGAAUGGAGACUAACAGUAGACUAUCAUGGCCUGAAUGAAGUCACGCUGCUGUUGAGUGCUGCCAUACCAGGCAUGCUAGAACUUCAAUAUGAACUGGAGUCAAAGGCAGCCAAGCGAAUUUCCAGAAUUCGUAUGGUCUUGAAUUUGAACAAGAGACUAGAAAUCAGAAUAAUCCUCACAUUCCUUUGAAUAAGUAGUAAUAAUGCAGCGAAGGCAAGGAAGAGUCAAUGCUGGACUGCUUUUGCUACUUUAUCAAAUUUCUCAAGUGGGACUCCAGAACAUUCCUUCUGUUACCCUUGGGGUACUUGCACUGAAUAUUUUUCUCUUUCUGAAUCCUGUGAAGCCACUGUCUGAAGUGUGUAUCAGUGUAAAUGAAGGCUUUUACCGAAAGAACUGGGAGCGUUUACUGCUUUCUCCUGUCCACCAUGCAGAUGACUGGCAUUUGUAUUACAACAUGAUUUCCAUGCUUUGGAAGGGGAUGAUGCUGGAAAAAAAACUUAAGAGCAUAUGGUUUGCAUACAUAAUUGCAGUAUUUUCCGUGCUGAUUGGAGUUGUUUAUAUGGUUCUGGAAUUCAUGCUUGUGAAAAUUCUGGAUGAUCCUUCGUAUGAAAUGAAUUGUGCUGUAGGUUUUUCAGGAGUCUUGUUUGCUUUGAAAGUUCUUAACAACCAUUACAAUCCAGGAAGAGUCAGCAGUGUCCUUGGAUUGCAGAUAUCCAGUAAAUAUGCUUGUUGGGUGGAGCUGGUGGCUAUUCAUUUAAUCUCCCCAGGGACUUCUUUUGCUGGGCAUCUUGCAGGGAUUCUUGUUGGAUUGAUGUACACCAUGGGACCUCUGAAAAAGAUCAUGAAAGCCUGUGCAGGUGGCAUUUUUUCAUUUACUGAGCCUGCCAGGCCAAGGGACUAUUAUUCAGAGUAUUACGGCUAUCCAGGUUAUCAAUACCGAAUGCCAAGGAGCUAUUAUACAGGUGGGCUUACUGAAGAAGAACAGCUUGAAAGGGCAGUGCUAAACAGCCUUAAUGAAAGAGAUUUCGGUGGAGCAACGUAUAAUAAUGAGCGGCGACCCUAUGGGUUUUGGUUUCCACCUGAGCAGCGUUCAGAAGAGGAAAUAAGAAGGCAAAGGCUUCGUAGGUUUGAGAGACGAUGAAGCUGGCAGUUGUUGAUGCAACUUGUUCAGUGCUAUUCAGAGUUACCAAAAUAUUUGCAGAUUUACUUGUAAUCUUUCUUGCUUUUUUUUUAUAGUUGCAAAACUUCAGAGGAUUUUGUGAGUUCAGGCUCGAAGUUGGAACUUGCAUAAAAAGUGUGAGAUAGGAAUCAAAAUGUGGCCUUUGGCUGUCUCCUUAAAUACAGAAGACAACUGGUAGUUUUACCAAACUUGUCUCUUUUUUUCUUUUUUUUCUUUUUUUUUUUCUCUCUCAAUUUCUUCUGUGUAACUUCAGGAAUUCUUUGGCUUUUUGGCUGCUGGUAUUCUCCCACAAUAGGUUUUCAUCCAUCACAGACAAAAAACUAUUACAUUUUCUAUAUAACUUUAAACUAUGCAAUUUUUCCUUAUAAACCUUUCUCUGUUUAUCUAUGAUGACCAACUGUUUUUGGGAUUGGCGUGUGAAAUGUCACUUGAAAAGAUUGCUUUGAUGACAACAGCUAGAUCAUGUGAGUCUAGGCUUAAGCUUUUCAGCAGUCUUUCAAGCUUUGUGGGAAAAAUAGUUGCAGCUAUCCUUAUCCUAAGGAGUUAUUUAAUACAGCCUUAAAUGUUGCGGCCUUUCUCAAAAUGCGCCAUUUUAUCCAGAGCUUCUAUGAUAAAACUGGGUUGUAACUACUUAUGAUUUCCUAAAGCCUUUCUUAAUAUUUAUGUUUUAAAUUGAAAAAUGCAUCCCUUUACGUAGAUGAAAUGAUUUCUUGAGAGUUUUAUGGCGAGCUGGAUAAGCCAUACAAAGAAUAUAUUUAUUUAAUACCAUACUUUUUUGAAGCAUCUCUUUCCCUUUUUGAGAAGGCUUGGAGGCGGUAUGGUGUAUAUGCUGUUCAUGCAGCUUUAGAAAUGCUGCUGUUACUUUAUAUGUAUCUCGUUUGAUGUCCAGUAGCAGCAGUAAGAGUUUGCAGACUUGUGAUCUUGCCUAAAUAUAGGCUACCUUGAAUUCUUCGUUUUCUGGGAAGAAUUUCUCUACCCAACUCCAGAGUGGUUGAUUGGAGACCAGAGAGCUCAGCUGUCACUUUGGCCAGAGCCUCCACUCGCUGCUUGUCACGCAGCGGCUGUCCUGCUUUUGUGGCACAUCUGUCUGUUCAGUAACAUUAACCAAUCAACCUGAAGGGUUUUCGUUCUAGCAUCACUCUGAAGAAUUACUCAUUGCCCAGGUAUUUUAGCCUCAUAAUAGAAAAAAUUCUUCUGAAACUGGGAACACUGCUCCAUAGCUAUUUUCAGUCCUGAAGAGGUGUGAUUGCACAAGAAUAAUUUAAUUAUUGGCUUUUGGCACACACCUGUUGGAAUCUUGUCAUCAGCAGUGAUUUAGUAGAGCAUUAGGCAGAGCAAUUUAAUGGUUUCGUCCAUGUGAUCACCAAGCUGUGCUUAAUGGAGUCUACUUUUCUAUGGAGUUAUAGUCUGAAUGUAAAAAACCUGUGCUGUAUUUUUCAUACAGGAAAAAAAUCCAGAAACUAUAUUUUUUUACUACGUUCUUUAAAUAAAAGGCUACACCUUCUGUUUGUAGCUAAUGUAUGUAGGAGAAGCUUUCGUUUGCUGAAAAAUGCACAAGCCGUUGUUUCUGUCCUGUGACAUGUUUGCUUUCACCGUCCUUCUUACACCUAUUGCUGGUUUUACACCCAGGAGCAACACAGUAUCGUUACACAAACUAUGUGGCUCAAGGUUCUGACAGCCCAAAGAUGGGACUGUCAUGUGACUUGGGAGAUCUCGUUUGGGUAGCAUAGGAACACUUAAUGUUAUGCAGAGGCUUUCUGGCAGAUUCUAAGACACUUAGUACGUAAGGAAUGCUGGGGUUUGCUGGCCUUGGUUGUUUUUCUAUAUGUGCAGUAGUCAUAGAAUAAAACAGCAGAUACUUUUAUAGUAGGCUAACUUUUCUAUGCUCACUGAGUAUCAAAAAAUGGCAUACAGUUCGCAUAUUUUUUCAGUGGGUAAUAGAUGUAAAUGAGGAAGUGGCAUAGGUUUCUCAGACUAAUCUUUUAAUGCUGUGGUCAAAAGUUUCAGUGUAACUUACUGUUGGGUCUGUUAGCCUCUGUUAUUUUAAUUAUUUAAAACCACUGGAUUAGCCACUAAGUUGAAAAAAAUACAUUUAAGUCAAAUCAAAAACCUGAUGCCAGUUU
Falco peregrinus (peregrine falcon) is the source of this 5010-nucleotide messenger RNA. RefSeq names its product rhomboid domain containing 1 (gene RHBDD1). The transcript is spliced from 7 exons. Gene Ontology annotation, cellular component: membrane. Gene Ontology annotation, molecular function: serine-type endopeptidase activity. Lineage: Eukaryota; Metazoa; Chordata; Aves; Falconiformes; Falconidae. The record is from RefSeq and is a predicted model, not a curated record. Bases 1910 to 2848 code for a protein of 312 amino acids.